UGAACACUUGUACAGGGGGUGGCGAGCUCACUCGCAGGAACGCCCCCAAUGCAGGUGAGCACGAGCGUUCUGUUCGCCAGAGAGCGCGACGCGCUUGAGUUGCGUGCGUUUUGUUCACAACGUAACGGCGUCAACUUUGGCGCGCGCAGCUGUCACGAUUCCGGACGCCCGAGUGGCGGCAUUGCCCACCUGCCGUUCGGACUUGAGCUAACGGGACCGCCCUGCCCAAGCCGGAGUGGAGCCACACCAUGCAAGGAGCGCGGGAGGAGGAUUGCGUCUCGCUUGUGUCCGCGGACUGAGCCUUCUACCAUGGAGGACAAGUUUAAUAGACUCAUCUUCAUCCCUAUUGCGGCCGUGCUCUGCUUCAUGAUAGGCUACCAGUACGUAUGCCCAGCGGAGAGCAAAACUUGCUACUUCCGACGUGAAGAGAGCGUCCUUUUCGAGCAAUAUUCAUCCCUCAGCCCAGAGCAGCAGCUGGACGAGGACCUCCCCGAUAAGACCGCGUUCACACUUAACUUCACGGAGCGUGACCUGGACAGACACGUGGACUUUGACAUCCGAGGAGAUGACGUGAUGGUGUUCCUGCACAUCCAAAAGACCGGAGGAACCACGUUCGGGCGCCACCUGGUUAAGAACAUCCAGCUGGAGCAGCCCUGCGAAUGUACACCCGGCCAGAGAAAAUGCACGUGCCACCGGCCCGGCAAAAGCGAGUCGUGGCUCUUUUCACGCUUCUCAACCGGCUGGAGUUGCGGCUUACACGCCGACUGGACCGAGCUCACGAGUUGCGUUCCCGUGGUGAUGAACAAGCGCGACAAAAAGAGUUCCCGAAAGAGAAAAAGGAAUUUCUACUAUAUUACCAUGCUACGAGACCCUGUGUCACGCUUCCUCAGUGAGUGGAAGCAUGUACAGCGCGGCGCCACCUGGAAAACCGCCCUGCACAUGUGUGACGGCCGCCCACCCACUCAGGACGAACUUCCAGCCUGCUACAGCGGCGAGGACUGGACCGGCGUGACCCUGGCAGACUUCAUGGAUUGUCCCUCCAACCUCGCCAACAACCGCCAGGUGCGCAUGUUGGCUGACCUCAGCCUCGUAGGCUGCUACAACAUGUCGUCUAUGAGCGAAUUGGAACGAGGCCGCGUGCUGCUCGCCAGCGCCAAGGCCAACCUGCGUAACAUGGCCUUCUACGGUCUGACCGAGUACCAGCGAAAGACGCAACACUUAUUUGAGCGGACUUUCAACCUGCGUUUCAUUCGGCCCUUCACGCAAAUCAAUAGCACGCGCGCCGCCAGCGUGGGAAUCAACAAGAAAGUGCAGUGGCGCAUCGAGGGGCUGAACGCCCUCGACGUGGAGCUCUAUGAGUACGCCAAGGAGCUUUUCCUGCAGCGCUACCAGUACAACCGCCAAAAGCAGCGUCAAGGGGAGCGUCUCCGGCGGCGGCAGGAGAAGCAGCGUCUCCACAGGACCUACCUGGCGCAGUUGCUGAGAUUAGGAGGAGCUGAGAAAGAGGAGGAGCAGGUGCUUGCCACGACGGAGGACUAUAACAGCCAGGUGGUGCAAUGGUGAUGAGGAAAUAGCAUAGACCAAGCUAACUGUCGUUCUCCUCCCCUUUGCUGUCAAUCUGCCAAAUUCUUCUCCUCCCAUCGUCCUUUGUUGGCUGGCCAAAAGGUGUCUUAAUAUUUAUGAUUGAUGUGUUUGUAACAUUUUGUAUGUGUUGUUUCUCAUGGCUAUUUUUGGCUCUGCAGUUGUAAAAUGCAUUUAACUUUCAUGAGCAAAGCCAAAUGUUUGAGACAUUUGGCUAGAAGUGUAUGUCUGCAAAAAAACGGUGCAGCAGUUUUAGAAAAUUCAUAGAACCACAAAUGGACUUUAAGGAUUUUCUCUGUAAUGUUCUAGUGCUGUGUUCACCGUUAAAUUAUUGUGCUUACUUUGUGGCUAGGUCAGAAAAUCAAAGCACAAACUUGGCUGUCGUCUCUCUUGCCUCCUACUCACUGACCUCCACAAAUGAGACUCAAUCAAGGUUGUUCCUUUGCGGAAAUUCUGUUAAUAAAAAUAUACAGCAUCCUGUGGUA
Molecule: messenger RNA, 2066 nt
Organism: Hippocampus comes (tiger tail seahorse)
Lineage: Eukaryota; Metazoa; Chordata; Actinopteri; Syngnathiformes; Syngnathidae
Product: heparan-sulfate 6-O-sulfotransferase 3-like
Exons: 2
Coding region: 49-1563 (504 amino acids)
Cellular component (GO): membrane
Molecular function (GO): heparan sulfate 6-sulfotransferase activity
Source: RefSeq, a predicted model, not a curated record